UAAUAUCAUGUGAUUUAAAUGACAUAUUAAAUGACACAUUUAUUUAUUAUGUUUGUCAAAUGCCUACAAGAAUUAUAGCUCUUAAAAAAUAUACUUUAAAAAAAAAUUGUCGUUAAAAUCAUGACACUUGCAUCGUGUGCAAAAGAUGUAAGAUUUUACAAAUGGCCCAAUAUUUCUUACUUUGGAAUAUACGAAACGCCAGUUGAUUGUAUGAGUAUAAAAAGUAUUUCCUGGUCCUCUAACAGUACAGAGCUUGUAGCAGUAAAAAGCAAAGGGUGUCCUGUUAUUCUUAAUGUACCUGUAAAAGCUGAACAAUUAGUUGAAGCAUUUGAAUGUACUUAUAUUGGAUGUGCAUCUGUGGGUACGUUUUCAAAUACAAAUCCAGAGUUAGUAGCAUUCGGAACGGAAGAUGGUAUUUUAAUUUAUAACACAAAACAUACUCGCCGUCAUCAGGAAUAUAUAAAAUUACCAAGUCCGAUACAAAAUAUAGAAUUUUCUUCAGAUGACCAAUGUUUUGCUGUUGGCUGUGUUAGUGGACAAAUAUUUUUAUUCGACAGUAACUAUAAACCUUGUGCUAGUUUUCUAGUAUCUAAUAGUCCAACUCUGUCUACUCUUGCUUACAGUAAAAUAACACCACAUCUAUUAGCAGGAGCUAGUAAAGAUGGUAUACUUUCCCUUUGGAAUACAGACACAACAGAUAAUCUAUUAACUACUAGAAAACAUACAGCAAGAGUAACAGAUAUUACAUUUUUUGACAGUAACAUUUCUUCAGUGGGUAUUGAUGGAAAAUUCAUUAGUUACGAUUUGCGCUCCUGCAAAACCUCUUGUUGCUGUGACCUAGAAUGCGCCUUGUCCAGUUUAGCUUACCUAAAUGGGACUAAUGAGUUGGCAAUUAGUACUAUGACUGGUCAGCUUAGAAGUUAUGACUCGAGGAAUAUGAAAACACCUUUAAAAACUUUAGUAGCACUUGCUAAUAGUAGUUUUAAAAAAAUCGCAUUCCCAUUUAACACUGAUAUAUCCGCUUUUCCGUGUUCAGGAAAAUCUAAAAAGUAUAGCGAUAAUUAUUCGGCAUCAGGCGAUUUCAGUUUAACUUCUGGAUCAUCUCCAAGACGAUCAAAUUUUACGCCUUUAAAAUUAGCUGCUGAAGGUCCUACUGAAGAAAGUACGUUCAAUACCUAUGAUACUGUAGCUUGUUCUAAAAAUACUGACACAACAGAUUUGGAAGAGUUUAGUAAGAUAGUAGAAGAAAAAAUUAAAAUAGCGACUAAAGAUUUCGAAGAAAAGCUACUGCAGAGUUUCUACGGUCUUAGGAUCAACACGAGCAAACAGUUUAUUGGCUUGGAAGAAAAAGUAUCGCAUAGUUGGAACACCUUCGUUGAUUAUUUGCGCUUUUCGGGACAAGGGUCCAAUUGCACCAGUUGCGCAGGUGUAGGGGUCCAAAAAAGCAACGAGAAAAUGGAACGUAACAGUGUUCAUUCUUAUGUUGUAAAUAAGGGUAAUGAGCAAUUUAAUAAUUAAUAUUUUUAUAAAAUAU
Psylliodes chrysocephalus is the source of this 1534-nucleotide messenger RNA. Lineage: Eukaryota; Metazoa; Arthropoda; Insecta; Coleoptera; Chrysomelidae. The record is from the annotation of a GenBank genome assembly.